Molecule: messenger RNA, 2065 nt
Organism: Chanos chanos (milkfish)
Lineage: Eukaryota; Metazoa; Chordata; Actinopteri; Gonorynchiformes; Chanidae
Gene: crip2
Product: cysteine-rich protein 2
Exons: 8
Coding region: 67-687 (206 amino acids)
Source: RefSeq, a predicted model, not a curated record
UAUAUCGUCCACGUUAGUACCAAUAUUUUUUUUUUCAGUUUAGGCGAAGAGAGUAGGAAGCACAACAUGGCAUCAAAGUGUCCAAAAUGCGAAAAGACCGUGUAUUUCGCUGAAAAGGUGACCUCUCUGGGGAAAGACUGGCACAAGUUCUGCCUGAAAUGUGAGCGGUGUAACAAGACACUUACACCAGGGGGUCAUGCUGAGCAUGAUGGAAAGCCCUUCUGCCACAAGCCGUGCUAUGCUGCCCUCUUCGGGCCAAAAGGCGUGAAUAUUGGAGGAGCAGGCUCGUAUGUCUAUGAGACUCCUAUGAACAACACUCCAGCCCCAGGUCCUAUUGAGACUGCACCUAAACCUGAAGAGAAGAAAGCUCCUGCACCCAGUCGGGGUCCGUCUAAAGCUGGAAGUCUCACCACUUUCUCUGGGGAAGCCAACUUGUGUCCAAGAUGCAACAAGAAGGUUUAUUUUGCGGAGAAAGUGACAUCUCUAGGGAAGGACUGGCAUCGGCCCUGUCUGCGCUGUGAGAGGUGUAGUAAGACUCUGGCUGCAGGCAGCCACGCUGAGCAUGAUGGUCAGCCUUACUGCCAUAAACCAUGCUAUGCUGUCCUCUUUGGGCCCAAAGGGGUGAACACAGGUGGGGUUGGGAGCUACAUCUACGACAAGGAGCCGAACACGGAGGCUAAGCCUUGAGCUUCUACCUUCACAGUGGCCUCUAUCUACACUCUCACACCUCCACCACAAACCAUAGCCACUACCACCACCCACACACACACAUACACACGUACAUGCACGCACACGUGCUUAACCUGACCUCACUGCCUCUACUGCAUCCUCCAGCCUCAGCCACUAAGACCAGUGCCAACACUGACCAUUCUGCAGCAGUCAAACCACUUACUGACAGCCUUGCCCUUCUCCAUGGGCUUCCAUUGAAUCAGUGAUGGAUACUCUCUGGUUUACUCUUUCAAAGAUGAACCUUGGAGGCCCACGAAGAACCAGUAUCUAGUAUUUCCUAACAGUCACAAACCUCAAACCUUUGAGUCGUAAUUCCCAUGUUCCCUUUCUAAGUGUUAAGGGUCUGCCAGGGAAGCCAUGAAGCACUUCAGAGUGGACAGUCAAUCUUCAUAAUCUGUCCUUUACGUUAGGGAUUGUUUAUGUACUGUACAUGUACUCUACAUAUAAUUUCAUAUGUGUUCUUGUGAUUAUUGGUUUUUAAAGUUAAGAUUUAGAAGAGAAGAGCACAAACCUGUGACACAGCCCAUCUCGUCUGAGUAAGGCUACUGAAGUAAAACCCUACUGUUUGAUCUUCUCAAACACGCAUAAAAUAUGUGUGUUCGCCAGGCUCUGGCCAGGGCAGUUAUGAAGGAUCUUGGAUUUUAGUUUAAAUUGCCUGUUGACAGGCAGAUGAAUCUCACCUCAAAGGCUUCAUCCAGCUGCAGGUGAAAUCCAGAAACACAUGACCAUAAAUCUAAGCAAUACUUCAGGUCCCAGAUUUACUCCCUGGCUACCAACAACAUUCCUUAGCAGAAAUGGUUUAGGUUUAGUUUAUAAUGCCGGUCUGAUAUAUGCAGACAGCGAAAUGAGAAGGGCAUGUUCUCAUUUUCUGUAAAAAUUUGCUGGCAGAUUCGUGAAACCCAUACAUGGUAAGGAGUGAGUGUAAGUUCCCAGGGGGUGUAGGGGCAGAUGGGUAUUUGUGAUGAGUAUUUGGCAAGAGAAUAGCCUAAGUAUUUAUUUGAUUUGUAUUUAGUGUUAUUGCUCACGACUACAGACCCAGGAGAAAAAGACAGGACUAAGCUAUCCAGUGUGUAUUUUCUGUGGUUUGAAUACUACCCUUAGCUACCGUUAAGUUUAAUAGCUUUGAAACUACAUAAACUUUUUUUUUUUUUGCUUGUAGAUUGUAGGAAGAGGCCUAGAGAAUCCUGUAACUGAAACAGUGCUGACAAAGCAUUUUACAGGAGUGUUUAAUGACUGUUAUUGCCAUUACAGUUUGCUGAUAGUGUGGUUUUCUGCUCUAAAGUGUUUGGUGUGCAGAGGGAGAAGACCUUCACCUGAAUCCUGCUGCUUCUGUCUU